Molecule: messenger RNA, 978 nt
Organism: Protomyces lactucae-debilis
Lineage: Eukaryota; Fungi; Ascomycota; Taphrinomycetes; Taphrinales; Protomycetaceae
Product: mitochondrial import receptor subunit tom-40
Exons: 2
Coding region: 1-978 (325 amino acids)
Biological process (GO): protein import into mitochondrial matrix
Cellular component (GO): mitochondrial outer membrane translocase complex; mitochondrial outer membrane
Molecular function (GO): transmembrane protein transporter activity
Source: RefSeq, a predicted model, not a curated record
AUGCCCGAGUUUAUCGAGCGCCUAAUGGACUCUCGCAAGGCCUUGAAUCUGCCCUUCCCGGGAACAGUUGAGCACAUCUCUAGAGAAGUCCAAAUGGAUGUCCAACUCACCCGGCAAAUGUUCACAGGCAUCAAGGCGGACAUCACCAAGAUCGGUGGUAUCUCCCCUGCAGUCUUCCACAUGACGCAUUCCUUCUCAAGCGGGUCUCAGAUGCUCCCGCCAUACUCCCUAGGCGCGGCGUUCGCCACCAACCGCAUCUUCAUGAAUGGUAAUGUGGACAAUGACGGAUCCGUCUCUGGACGCUUUCACUACGGUUGGUCACCGGAGAAUGCACGGCACACGACCAAGAUUCAGACUCAGACAACAGCAGAACCCGGCCAGAGCAUGCUGCAGGUGGAGCAUGACUGGAAAGGUGAUGACUUUAGCAUCAACCUCAAAACCGUCAACCCUAGCUUCCUCGAUGGCGAAUUUUCAGCCGUUAGCAUUGCUCACUACUUGCAAAGUGUUACACCUUCGCUGGCCUUGGGAGUCGAGGCCAUCUGGCAAAAGCCACCUUCGACUGCCGGACCGGAAGAGACAUCGCUGUCGUAUGUCGGUCGUUACGUGCAACCCACCUGGAUUGCUUCCGCACAAGUGUCGCCACAAGGUGUACUUGGCAUGUGUUUCUGGAAGAAACUCUCUCAAAAAGUUGAAGCAGGUGUGGAGUGCCAGCUUAUCAGUGCUACAGGACCCAUGGGACAGACCAAGACGGAAGGUACGACGACGCUUGCAGCUAAAUACGACUACUUGCACUCUACGCUGCGAGGACAGCUCGAUACAAAGGGAAAGCUCAGUUGUUUGUUUGAGAAGCGUCUAUCGGGUGCAGUCAGCUUGACAUUUGCAGGAACAUUGGAUCACUUCAAGAAUGAUGCCAAGGUCGGUCUUGGCGUCAAUCUCGAGAUGCCAGCAUUCGACGAUCCUAGCAUGAUGCAGCAGUAG